Messenger RNA from Trichoderma reesei QM6a, 1395 nucleotides. RefSeq lists its product as uncharacterized. Lineage: Eukaryota; Fungi; Ascomycota; Sordariomycetes; Hypocreales; Hypocreaceae. The coding region runs from base 1 to 1395 and encodes 464 amino acids. The transcript has 4 exons. The record is from RefSeq and is a predicted model, not a curated record.
AUGGCAUUUCGAUUUUCCCAUAUUAAACCCUCCAACGCAUUGCUAGCAGUGACGAUGUUCUACCGCCUAGACUUCGAAUUCGCCUCGGACACCGUCAUGGAGUACCAGCGCAUCGUGGCACCUGGAGAAGGGCACCGAAACCGCGCCCAGAAUGUACAACCCGAGAUCUCCAGUGUUCUCGACAGGUGCAACAGUCUGAAGAACACAAUUGUCAGGCUCCAAUUCAUGUUUGGCGGGACUACAAGACACGGCACCGGAUUCUUUGUCAACCUCCCUUCUUCGACGCACGAUGUCAUACUGACGGCCGCGCACAACCUCAUCGAUGAGAAAAAGACUCGUGCUACCAAUAUGAUGGUGAUUUAUGGAGAUAAUGACAGAGAGCCCGCGACCGAGUUCAGAAUCUGUCCUACCUAUGAAAAGUACCUUGAAACCGACCCAAAGUCUGACGAAAGAGGAAUAUAUGACUACGGAGUCAUCCUACUGGCCAAGAAUCCCCUUCUGCAGUCCAAGAGGCAGGGCAUGGGGCUGAGUCUUGGAAUCUGUUAUGAUGAUACUCUGCGAGUCUCUAAAGAGGUACGAGUAAGUGGGUAUGAUGGAAAAGACGGUGAUAGCCCCAUCCAAAGCUCCGGUCCGCUGGUCAGAGCCGGCAAUCAGCUCGAAUAUUUGGCACCGACGGAACCUGGAAUGAGCGGAUCGGCCGUCUGGAUUCCGUACGGUGGCCACCCGAUGGUAGUAGGUAUUCACAACAUGGCGCCAAAGCAGGAGCUGAAGCUGGGUCCCAAACCUACGCCGAAGCCCGGAAGCAGGGGCGCCAGGAUCACGGAUGAGGUCUUCAGGAAUCUCUGCCUCUGGACAAGAGUAGGCUUCUUCAACAAGCGACUCUGCGUCAUGGGGACCAAGAGCAGACCUCAUAACACAUACCUCUGUUUUUCUCGGCAUUGUGAGUUUGCCAAGGUGUUUCUUGGUUCCUCGGACUCGGCAAUGGCUCAGGAUAACGUGGCCUUUGAUAUCCUGCCAGCCACCGUUCCACCCGUAUGGGCUCAGAAGUCCUCUCCGCUGUGGGCGUUCAAGUUCUGCAAACCUCCUGGUUGGGGUGGCAAAGGCAAGUGCUGGGUCGAGUGGCGGCCCUCGCGGCAACAAGCCGUCUUGGUGGACACGUUCAAAGAGAUGAACCUCGUCAGAUUCCAAGAAGCGACUCUCAAAGGUGGCAAGAAGCGGCUCUGUAUCGUUUUGCCGGAUGGUAUGGACGAGAGUCAGAAUCAAGAGCUGAGAUUGUACGAUGACAAUCGGGAAGAGGAAGAUAUUGAGGAUGGAAUGACCGAGUUUGCAGGAGUAUUGUUUGCUGACCAAGGAGACAAGAAUGCGCUGGGAAGUCGGUUUUUCUUGAUUGAAUAG